Messenger RNA from Vigna radiata var. radiata (mung bean), 2453 nucleotides. RefSeq lists its product as uncharacterized. The coding region runs from base 285 to 2318 and encodes 677 amino acids. Gene Ontology annotation, molecular function: protein binding. The record is from RefSeq and is a predicted model, not a curated record. NCBI's taxonomy places the organism in Eukaryota, Viridiplantae, Streptophyta, Magnoliopsida, Fabales, Fabaceae. The transcript has 7 exons.
UAUUCUAUUCUCUUGUACUCACUGACAUAACACAAUUUCAAUAAUAAUUUUUCGUAUUCGAUUGUUAUCUCGUACCUUGCUUUUUCCUUUUCUCUAUACUUCCCACUUCAUUGUGUGCAUCUAUUUUUGCCUCCUUCCUUCUGCUUCACUGUGUUAGGGAAGAUCUGCGGAACUCUUCUAUCAGGUAUGGCGUCUUUGCUUCUUUCAUCGUGGAUUGAUUGGUACAGCAAGGUCAUCGAGUCUUCUUUGUAUGGAUGUGAAGCAAGGAAAGGCAAGACAGUGUAAUGGAAAGCAUUGGUGUUGUAUCUCGAGGGAUAGUUCGUGAAGUGCUCACAAGAUACAACUAUCAAGAAUGGAAAACUCUAAUGGAAAACUAUUUGAGGGGUGAAAAUCUGUGGGAAGUUGUGGAGAGUGAUUCUGUUUUUGAUGCACAGAGAAACGCAAAGGCUCUGCAUAUUAUUCAACUAUCAUGUGCACCAAAUAUUUUCGAUCAAAUUAAACACUUUCAAACUUCCCACAUAGCUUGGAAUCACUUGGCUAAUGUCUGCAGGUCUGAGUUUAAAGUCCAUCAGCAUAUUCUACACGAUGUUGUAUCAGACUUUAGUGAGCACAAAGCUUUAUACAAGUUUGUGCAAACCGGUGAUUGGGAAGGCACAAGCUCAUACUUGAGGGGUGAACCGAAUGCCAUAAUUUGGGUUCCGCCUUCAGGUAGGACGGUUCUUCAUGUUGCAACAAUAGAAGGACAUAUCACAAUUGUGAAGAGAUUAGUGCACAGAAAUAAUCAAUUACUAGAAAUGCAGGAUAAAGAUGGUAACACUGCUCUUGCUCUUGCUGCUGGUUAUACUGGAAACAUUAAUAUAGCAACAUUUUUUAUAAAUGCGGAAGGUGGUAAAGAACUACUUGCUAUAGAGAACAAAGAGGGUGAGAUCCCUCUUCUUAUGGCUGCUAAUUCAGGACGCAAAAGAAUGACUCGUUUACUUUUCCUUAGAACUUCUUCCGAUGUCAUUGAUCAGCAGUCUUUACACAAUCGUGUUUUGCUUCUGGAACGAUGCAUCCAAGCGCAUAUAUUUGAUGUGGCUUUGAAAUUGCUUAAAUCUUACGAUGAACUGCCCAUUGAAUCCUUACCCGUCUUGCAAGAAUUGGCUCGAAUUCCUUCUGCAUAUUUACAGGCCAGCCUUUGGCAGACAAUGGUUGACAGUUUGAAAAAUGGUACUUUAAUCGAUGUCAUUGGGGCAAUUAUGCACAUUUUUAUAAUUUUUCUUACAAUUUUUCGGUAUCCGAAAAUAUGGGAAAAAAUACUGAGGGAGAGUGUAUUUCGACACAAGAAUGAAUUUCUACAGAUACUAAGGUAUUAUAAAGAUAUUAUUUCGAAGUUCAAUAGUUCACAACUUCGGGAUGCUUCGGUGUAUGAUGCCAUGUUGGAAGCAGCAAAGCAUGGAAAUGUUGAGUUCAUAAAUGCUAUGAGGGAGGCUAACCAUGACCUCUUAUGGGCAAUGGACGAUCAUGGAAGAGACAUAUUUUCGUAUGCGGUUAUUCAUCGCAAACACAAUGUGUUCCAACUCAUGCAUACUCUCUGUGGAAAUAAAAUUAACUAUAGAACAGACAUGUUUGGCGAUAAUCUAUUGCACUUGGCGGCACGUUUAGGACCUUUGUGUGAUCUGAAUCUCAGACUCGGUGCUGCUCUGCAAAUGCAAAGAGAAAUUCAAUGGUUUAAGGGGGUGAAGGAAGUUGUGCAUGUGAAAUGUAGAGAAGCCAAAAAUGGUGAGGGUAAGACGCCUGAAGAGAUAUUUAUUGAAACGCACAAGGAGCUGAUGAAAGAUGGAGAAAAAUGGGCAAAGGAAACAGCUGGGACAUUUGCAAUUGUGGGUGUUCUCGUUAUAACUGUGAUGUUCGCUGCAAUCUUCACUGUCCCAGGAGGUCUCCGUCAAGACAAUGGAAUGCCGAUUUUGAUAAAGGAUAAAUGGUUUACUGUGUUUAUUGUAGCUGAUGUAAUCUCUCUCCUUUGUUCUAUCCUUACAGUAUUGAUAUACAUAUACCUCCAAAAAUCGUGUUAUGCUCCAACAGACUUCCUAAAUAGAAUCCCCGACAUGAUAAAGCAAGGGCUUUGGUGCCUUUCCCUGUCCCUAGUGUCCAUGAUGAUUGCCUUCUGUGCUGCGCUUGGAAUAGUUCUACAAAAAUCAUCGUUAUACAAGCACUUCUAUCUAGGAAUCCUCGUAUAUGGAGGCUAUUUAAUCAUCUCAUUCAUACCAUUAGAUUUCAUAUUUGGAUUAGUAAAUCCCAUCAUUCCAAGAGACUUCCUACAAAAUUUGCCACAUUAAUGUUUAUAUUUUUCUGUACUUUAGCCACGUUAGGUUAUGUUGAAUGUGUGCAUUUGUUUAGCUAAGAUUUUAGAAAGUUAUUUAUUUUAAUUACUCAGUUAAGUUAGUGGCUUUUUUUUAAGAAGUUUAGUACUU